Messenger RNA from Magnusiomyces paraingens, 1308 nucleotides. RefSeq lists its product as uncharacterized. NCBI's taxonomy places the organism in Eukaryota, Fungi, Ascomycota, Dipodascomycetes, Dipodascales, Dipodascaceae. The coding region runs from base 1 to 1308 and encodes 435 amino acids. Gene Ontology annotation, biological process: regulation of peptide transport. The record is from RefSeq and is a predicted model, not a curated record. Gene Ontology annotation, cellular component: membrane. The transcript has 2 exons.
AUGGAUAUAAAUACCCAAGAUAGACUUUCAUCGUCUUCGGCCUCGGCCCCUAGUUAUAACAGUGCACAGUCAACCAGAGACAAUAGUCCGGAUAUCGCUUCACCAUUAACAUCACAGAAACAGGCUGAUCAGUUAAAGAGUAAAUGGCGUCUGGGUCUGCUUUUACUUUCUGUUGUCAUAGUAUUAUGGGUGGCAUCAGGAUUUUUGGUUAACGGAAUAUUUGAAUCUGGAGUCUAUCGCAAACCAUAUUUUGUGACAUACUUAAAUACGGGCACAUUUACCGUUUAUAUAAUUCCAUCAGCGUGGCGAUGGAUAAAGGAAAAACUAAAACACCGUGGUUCAGUCACAACUCAUACUAAUUACCCAUAUAACAUACGAGUACAAUCAUUAACAGAACAAGAAGGGUUGCUAUCACCUGCUCACAGUCAACAUAGCCUACAAGAUUUAGAAGCUGCUUCCGCGGCACUUCAAAAGAAAACAAGCGGAUCAAAAGGUCAAAAUACCCCAGAAUUGCCUAAAUUUACAGUUGCCCAAACUGCAAAGCUUGCAUCUCAGUUUUGCUUUCUGUGGUAUUGUGCAAACUUAUUUUCGAAUGCUAGUUUAUCCUAUACAUCAGUAGGUUCUUCUACAUUGUUAACUAGUACUUCCUCCAUUUUCACGCUUAUUUUAGGGAGCAUUUUUAAAGUGGAGAAGUUCAGCUUUAAGAAACUAGGCGCACUAGGCAUAUCGAUUCUGGGAAUUGCCCUUAUCAAUAGAGAAGAAUCCAUUAGCACGAGCAACUCGGUAAAUGGAGGGAAUCCAGACAAUCCUCAAGGAUUAGCCUGGCUUGGAAAUUCAAUGGCACUGGUUAGCGCUCUGCUUUACGGUUUUUAUACAACAUUACUCAAGGUUCGCGUAGGUGAUGAUGACGAGCGUAUCAACAUGUUUCACUUUUUCGGAUUUGUUGGACUAUUCACUCUGUUGCUGUUAUGGCCUAUGAUUGUGAUUUUCAACUAUUGUGGUGUGGAAAAGUUUGAGCUUCCACCAACGGAGUACGUCUGGGUUAUUGUGCUCAUCAACGCAGCCUCGACAAUCAUUUCAGAUUUUUGCUGGGCAAUGUCAAUGUUGCUGACAUCUCCACUCGUUGUUACAGUUGGUCUAUCGGCUACCAUUCCCCUAGCUUUAGCUGGCGAUAUGAUUCUUAAAUCGCAUUUUGGCACUUGGCUCUAUUAUGUUGGUGCUUUGCUUAUGUGUCUAUCAUUCUUUUUCAUUAACCGGCAAGAAACAGUAGACCACGAAGAUUCACCAAGUGAGCCUGACCCUCAUUAA